AUGUCAGGCAGGCGUCUGCUGGACACUGUCCAGUUCCUCAAUGUCUCCAAGACAAUUGCUUUGAAACAUCUAGGCAUCCGACAACGCCAGCUUGAUGUCUAUACUCGAACUUCCUCCCUCACCAAGGGUAUCAAGGCUCAAACUGAUGGGUUGAUCCUGACCGCACAAGCCGCUGCCGCUUUGGCUCGUCGGUUCGAUGACUCGCCACCAACCCCAUCUUCCUCUCCCUCCCCUUCGUCGCCGAGUACCGCAUCCCCCGAAGCUUCGGCCAACUCCUCCAACCCCCAGACCUCCACUGCAACCUCAACCCCUGAGAAUGCAGCUGCCACUGGAACCUUGCAGCCUGAGGCUGAAGCUCAAUUUCAGAUCCCGGCUUCGGCCGCCCAAUAUACUGGCACUGAGACGCAGACACCAAGUGGUCUGAACGUCAGCCAACAACAAGAUGUCUUUUACGAACCCUCGCAGACCUCGAAUACUUCCGAUCUAUCCGGACUCCCCCCGAGCCUGAAUGCCGACGUCUUUCAUUCCGCCGAUCGCCCGGAAAAGUCGGCAUCGGCGGAGGUGGAGUCACAACAGAGUGAGAUCCCGGAUGGAAUGGUCGAAGGUCUAUUCCACUCCCCGAGAGUCUCUCGUAUGCUUGCUGGCAAAUCGAAGCCGAAACGAGACUGGAUUCCUGCGACAAAGCCCGAUGACGUGCCAAGGAAAACUGCGGAGGCCGAGAGUCUCAAGGCCCAUGACAUCCCAGAACUGUUACAGGAACUGGACGCCGCUGGAUAUCGCGCUACUACUACUACCGAACCCACUGCGUCAUCACCUGGCGCCGCACCCACUCCGAUCCCCACCCCCGAGGGGCUCGGGGAGGCGAUCGGAGAAAAGGCCCAGGCCGUCCCAUAUCAGAUGAUGGAGUCUCGCGUUCCAUCAUCUCGAUUCGCUCGAAUGUGGCAAUAUGGCGGGCUAGCAACCUCAAUGGCAUUCGGUGCCGUCGGCGAGACCCUCCGCCGAGCAACAGGCAGCCAAGACAACGGUUCAUCAAUCAUGUUCAGCGCAGGCAACACAGAACGAAUGGUCGCCAAGCUAUCCAAAAUGCGCGGCGCAGCUCUGAAGCUAGGCCAAAUGCUCAGUAUCCAAGACUCAAACAUGCUCCCUGAGCCCAUCCAGCAGGUCCUCCAGCGCGUUCAAGACCGCGCAGACUACAUGCCCGCGUCCCAGCGAGAUAAGGUCCUAGCGGAUAACUUGGGUCCCAACUGGCGAGACCUCUUCACCUCCUUCAACGAGAUCCCCAUGGCCGCCGCAUCCAUCGGCCAAGUCCACUCCGCCGUCCUCAAAUCCACCGGCAAACCCGUCGCCGUAAAAGUCCAAUACCCCGGCGUCGCAGACUCAAUCGACUCAGACCUGAACAACCUCUCCAUCCUACUGACAGCCUCCCGCCUCCUCCCCCGCGGCCUCUACCUAGACAAGACAAUCGCCAACGCCCGCACAGAACUCGCCUGGGAAUGCGACUACAUCCGCGAAGCCGCCGCCGCAUCCCGCUUCCGCACCCUCCUCGCCAACGACCCGGUCUUCGUCGUGCCCGAGAUCUACCCCGAAGCCUCAGGCAAACAAGUCCUAACAAUGGAACUACUCUCCGGCGUCGCCGUGACCAAAAUCCAAGAUUUCUCCCAGGACCAAAGAGACUGGAUAGGCACCCAACUAAUGCGCCUAUGUCUGCGCGAAAUCGCCGAAUUCCGCUACAUGCAGACAGACCCCAACUGGACCAAUUUCCUAUACAACGCCUCGACGAAUCGCCUCGAAUUACUCGAUUUUGGCGCUAGUCGCGAGUAUCCGGCCGAGUUUAUUAGUACGUAUGUGCAGACGCUGAUUGCUGCGUCCCGUGAUGAUCGCGAUGCUUGUAAGAAGCUUAGUACGCAGAUGGGAUAUCUUACGGGAUAUGAGUCCGAGGCGAUGGCCGAAGCGCAUGUUUCUUCGCUUGUGACGAUUGCGGAGCCGUUUAUGUUGGAUGCGCCGGAUUUGUAUGAUUUCCGGGAUCAGAGUAUUACGGAGAGGGUGCGCGGGUUUAUUCCCAUUAUGCUUAGGGAGAGGUUGAGUCCGCCGCCUGAGGAGACGUAUAGUCUGCAUCGGAAGUUGAGUGGGGCUUUCUUGCUUUGUGCUAGGUUGGGGAGUCGGGUUCCUUGUAAGGAGUUGUUUGAUGGGAUUGUGAGGAAGGCGGGGGAGGAGGGGGUGGAUAAGAAGAUGUGA
Molecule: messenger RNA, 2235 nt
Organism: Penicillium manginii
Lineage: Eukaryota; Fungi; Ascomycota; Eurotiomycetes; Eurotiales; Aspergillaceae
Product: protein kinase COQ8
Exons: 2
Coding region: 1-2235 (744 amino acids)
Biological process (GO): ubiquinone biosynthetic process
Cellular component (GO): extrinsic component of mitochondrial inner membrane
Molecular function (GO): kinase activity
Source: RefSeq, a predicted model, not a curated record